AUGUUAUUCGUCGUAUUCUUCACAUUGUUGCCCUUAGGAAGUGAUGCCAAUCAGAUAGUGAUGAUUCCCCAUCACCAACCACACAUCGAAAAAGAAGGUGAUAAUCUCAAUUUAACUUGCAUCUACCGGUUCAACAGCGACGAAGAGAAAACGUCAGCCAACAUUACGUGGAUACUGCCCCUUACCAGGAAGUGCCCAACGGAAAGACGUUUGGAUUACGAAGUCGAGAGGAAUACAACUCACUUGACAUCGACGGUGACAUUGACACAGACCAAGCCCACCGACACGGGAUAUUAUCGAUGCGUUGUACGCCCCGAAAUUCAAAUCGCCCACUACGUUUACUUUUACAAUGGAUGGCCACUAGUUUUCACGGAGACGGAAAACUUGUUUAACAAGUUAGAUCAUCUCGAAUCCUACAUUUACGUUUACGGUUUUAAGCUAGUUUUCACGGAGACGAAAGACUUGUUUAACAAAUUGGCUCCUCUCGAAUUUGACACAUAUAUGACGUUUGCGGGUGAACCUCUCGACAUCCCGUGCAGACCAACCCACCCAAAUGUCACCGUUUCACUCUACCGCGAAACGCUUACGCCAAACGAUGAACUGAAAUGGAACUUGAUUGAAUUGUCACGUGACUUGGGAAACGCCAGUUGGUUGCUGAAACCUUUGCCAGAACGUGGACUGAGGUUAACCAAUAUGACACUAAGUGACAUAGGAAAAUACAAGUGUGUAGGCACCGAGUCGGUACGACCAACUGCUGGACCCACCACAAUCCAUUUCAGGAUUUCCAUCAACAGAAUGGAACUCGUUAGGGUUGGUGAUCCAAUCGAAGGCAACAACGUGACACUCAUCUGUAAAACCUUCUGCGAAAGUGAUCGCAAUACGGUGGAAUUUUGGAAAAACGAUUGGUUUUACUUCAACAAGAACACCGGCCAAAAACAAUGGAUCGAUCGAAGUAACCUUCGUAAAGGAUUUCUACUAGAAAAAAAACGGUUCUCUAUGAUAUCAGGCAACUCUCUCGAUGGAAUAUUCCCGUACGGUUUGUACGAAAGUCGUUUGCAUCUGCAAAGAAUUGGCUUCAAUACGCACACGCACUUUGAAUGCAGAGCCUAUGCCAGCGGUCGAAACAUUGCCCAAUCCAUUACUUUAACCGUUCAAGAAAGCAUGGAUCCAGUGGAUGUCAAACUGGGAAAAGGAAUAGCUCAAAAUUUGACUUGCAAACGCUUAAGUGAUGACGUCCACAUCCAAUGGUUCAAGGAUGACGAGGAAUAUAAGGGAUUAAUCUAUACGAACGAUACUUCAUCAAUUUUAUCAUUCAACAAAAGUCAUGAACAAAACGGACGUUAUUCUUGUCGCUGGAACAACAGCCAAGGGGAACAGAAAUUUCGAAAUUUCUAUUUCCCUGACGAACUUGAAUCUAAUGGUACUGUCAUUGCUGUCUGCAUAUCUGUCGUGACGGUAAUUAUAGCUGCAAUGGCAAUCAAGCAAUACGUGGACAAGCAGAGAAAUCUGGAAAAAGAAAUUCAGGGAAGAUUAGAUGGAAAUCCUGAUGGCAUCGAUCCAAAUUUGCCGAUCGAUUAUCAAACUGAAUUUCUUCCUUACGACAAACGCUGUGAAUUUUCAAAACAUCGCCUCAGACUCGGAAAACAACUGGGAAAAGGAGUUUGUUUCGGAGAAGUCUACAAAUCCGAAGCUGUUGGGCUCAAAGGAUCGGAUGAACAUGUAACGACCGUGGCCGUCAAAAAGAUCCUAUCGACAUCGCAAUUUCAAAUGAAAUCAAACACUGCCGCAUUAGACGCUCUUAUUGGAGAAUUGAAAAUUCUCAAUUAUUUGGGAUCGCAUUUAAAUGUCGUCAAUUUACUGGGGGCUUGUACUAAAGACAUCAUCAAAGGCGAACUCUUGGUGAUUAUCGAUUAUUGCCCCUUUGGCAAUUUGCAAUCCUAUUUGAUUAAAGAACGCAACACAUUUGUAAACCAAUUGGAUGAGAUUGGUGACCUUCAACUGUUAAAUGAAUCGUUGGAAAUUAACGAGACUCACAGUCAGGACGGUGACUCUAGUGCAAAGCCUGGACCCUCAAGUCAUUCUGUAGCUCAAGUAACAUCGACCAGCGACGAUUCAAUUUUUGUCGCUAAAGAUGAUUGCCAUCAAGAAACGGAAGUCAAUUGGAAAUAUGGAGAAAAUUCAGACGCUAUUACCACUGGACCCAUUUCUACGUGGAAUUUAAUUAGCUUUUCUUUACAAAUCGCCAAGGGGAUGGAAUUCAUUGCUAGCAAAAAGGUUCUCCAUGGCGAUUUAGCGUCUCGCAAUGUCCUUUUAGCCGAUCAUGGAAUUGUCAAAAUUGCAGAUUUUGGAAUGGCCAGACAAAUGAAAAAUUACAUUUACGAAAUGAAGGGACAGGGAUUACUACCAAUUAAAUGGAUGGCUAUUGAAUCACUGGCGGAUCACGUAUUUUCCAGUAAGUCCGAUGUCUGGUCUUACGGCAUUGUUCUAUGGGAAAUCUUUGCCCUGGGAAAAAUUGCUUACCCAGGUAUGAACGGCCUUAUACUCGUCAAAAAUAUUCAAGAAGGACUACGAAUGGAUAAACCAGAUUACGCGCCAAAUUUCUUUGGAGAAAUGAUGAAAAGUUGUUGGAACAAAGAACGAAACGAACGACUAACGUUUCAUCAUCUGGCCAACACGAUCGAGAAGUACAUGGAGCCAUUCGUUAGCUCUGGCUACUUGGAUACAACUUUCAUGAAAAAUAAUGCCAACUAAGACGUUGAUGACUCUUCCCUCGGAAUGA
Molecule: messenger RNA, 2779 nt
Organism: Daphnia carinata
Lineage: Eukaryota; Metazoa; Arthropoda; Branchiopoda; Diplostraca; Daphniidae
Product: vascular endothelial growth factor receptor 1-like
Biological process (GO): multicellular organism development; positive regulation of kinase activity; cell surface receptor protein tyrosine kinase signaling pathway
Cellular component (GO): signaling receptor complex
Molecular function (GO): transmembrane receptor protein tyrosine kinase activity; ATP binding
Source: RefSeq, a predicted model, not a curated record